This is a messenger RNA of Branchiostoma floridae (Florida lancelet), 1771 nucleotides long. RefSeq lists its product as uncharacterized. The transcript is spliced from 8 exons. The coding region runs from base 52 to 1056 and encodes 334 amino acids. NCBI's taxonomy places the organism in Eukaryota, Metazoa, Chordata, Leptocardii, Amphioxiformes, Branchiostomatidae. The record is from RefSeq and is a predicted model, not a curated record. Gene Ontology annotation, molecular function: oxidoreductase activity.
CUGCACUCAGUGCAGGACAGUUUCGAAGCCUGAACCGGAGUUGGGCUUAUCAUGGAACGUCGUCAGCUCUCCAACACUGACCUCCAGGUAUCUUCGGUCUGUCUCGGGACCUGGCAGUUCAACGCCGGGAAGGCCGACGAAACAUGGCCUGCUCAAGACGAACAGGUCUCCAGGGACAUUGUGAAUAAAGCCUUCGAACUUGGAGUCAACUUUUUCGAUUCCGCUGAGGCUUAUGGUCGACACGGGUCGGAAAGAGUACUGGGGAAGGCACUAGAAGGGCGGAGACGUGACGCCAUCAUCGCCACCAAGUUUGGGGGAGGUCACAAGAGGUACACCGCAGUGGAAGUGGAGAACUCCCUACAGGAAAGUCUGCAAGCCUUGCAGACGGACUAUGUCGAUCUCUAUCAGGUCCACUGGGCCGUGAUGAUGGCGGAUGUGGCUGACGUUGUUGGCGAGCUGAAACGUCAGCAGGCAAAAGGACGGAUACGCCACUAUGGCGUCUGCAACUUCGGCGGGAAGCAACUGGCGGAGUUCUGUGAGGCUGGCGGUACAUGUGCCACUAAUCAGAUCCCGUACAACCUGCUGUGGCGGGCUGUAGAGUACGAGGUGCUGCCGGCGUGUGUAGAACGGAACGUGUCCGUGCUGAGCUACUCCCCCCUCCAGCAGGGCCUGCUGACCGGCCGCUUCCACACGCCGGCCGACGUGCCUGAGGGCCGCAGGAGAACCAGGCACUUCAGCUGCCAAAGUACUUCUCUCUCAAAGCACGGGCAGGGCGGAGAAGAGGCGGCCACUUUUCAGGCAAUAUCGUCCCUCCGUGACGCAUGCGCAAAGGAGGACAUCCCCAUGUCGUCUGCGGCGUUGUCAUGGAUACUGGGCCGGCAGGGCCUUGCGUCUGUGAUCGUGGGUUGCCGCACCCCUCAACAGCUGGAGGACAACUGCAAACUUGCUAAGCUGUCUCAGGAGUUUGAUAAGAAGCUGACGGACGCUACUGAAGAACUGAAGGAGAAGUUUGGGCCCAACCCCGACAUGUGGGCUAAGGUGUCCAGAUACAACUAGUGUACAUAUGUAAUCCUCAUACAACAUGUAUUAGCACCAGUCUCCAAAACCUGAAGUACAGAACUAGAUAGUACAUACAUUAAAGACAAACUCAUAACAAUAAUAACACAAGGCGUGUACUUGUAUUGAAUAUUAAGUCAACAAUGGAAACUGUUCUGUCUGAGUAAAACAAUCAUUGCAGCGAGACAAUCAUCAGCGAGCCCAAGAAGCAUAACUUUAUAGUUUUCAAAAAGUCUGAGCAGCAGGGUCUGCAUCGGAUCGAGGCGAGGCCCAGCGUAAUGCUACAGGGGCACAAGGAAAAUUCAGAACGGCUGGAUCGGUUUCGUUCACCCAUACUGACUGCGUCUCCUAGUCUCCAAGCAGACCCUACGAUGCCUUGGAGAUAGUAUCAAAGCUGUCCAAGGAGUAUAGCUGGCACCGGGUGCCCGUUUGACUCCCAUUAGCCGGCUAUACUCCUUGGCCAGCUUUGAUACUAUCUCUAAGGCACCGUAGGGUCUGCUUGGAGACUAUGCGUCUCCUGGAACGGCCUUAGCUUGUUAAAUCGCCUGGAUUCCGAGGUUCAGACCGUGCAGUUCUUGUUCCGUUUUGCUCGUAUCACAACGAAUGGAAUUGUACUAUAACUUCUCAUGGUACUUUUUUUUUGGUAGACCUGGUUGGACCUUUAAUGACUGUUGAGUAGUGUGAAGUACAAUAAAGGACAUCGGGCUUCCAUGUA